This is a messenger RNA of Stegodyphus dumicola, 2072 nucleotides long. RefSeq lists its product as uncharacterized. Gene Ontology annotation, biological process: transcription elongation-coupled chromatin remodeling. Gene Ontology annotation, molecular function: NADP binding; NAD binding; DNA binding. The record is from RefSeq and is a predicted model, not a curated record. Gene Ontology annotation, cellular component: chromatin. Lineage: Eukaryota; Metazoa; Arthropoda; Arachnida; Araneae; Eresidae.
CUUAAUUACCUUUCCAUAUAAUUUGUAAAAAGUAUCUAACUCCAGAAAAUGGUGGCAAAAAAUCUUGAAGUAGGAGAUCUUGUUUGGGCAAAAAUGAAAGGCUUUCCAGCAUGGCCAGCCAGAAUAAUUGAACCUCCAGCAUCAAAAGCAAGUAAACCCAAGAAAGCGCACCAUUAUGUUUAUUUUUUUGGUUCAGAUAAUCAUGCGUGGAUAAUGGACGAUAAUAUUGUACCGCAUGCAGACAGUAUGCUGGAGGAAGCUAGUAAAAAAAAGCGUUCACCUGCACUUCAGCAUGCUGUUGAAGCUAUUAUAAAUUACAGUAAAAACAAUGUGAAGAAAGAUAAACCAUCAACACAUAAAGCUGAUAAGGCAGAUGGUCAUGUAGCGAAAGAUUCUUCUAAAAGUAAAUCACCUCAGAUCGUCAAUAGUGUUACAAAAAGGCGUGAAAAUAAAGUAUCAAAAAAAAUUAAACCUCCCAAAAAAGUUACGGUGUUAAAAUUGAAUAAGAAAACACCAAGGAAACGUCCAUCAUUUGAUGACUCUAAUAAUAACAUCAGUGAACCUGUAUCUCCUAAAAGAAACAGGGUGACUAAUGAUGAUUAUUCUUCACUGCUGAACAGUGUUCCACCCAAUGUUAGUUACACUCAUAUUCCACCAUAUAAUGAUCAUGUGUCUCCUCAUCCAUCUCCUUCAAUUUUGGGUAGACCAGCUUACGUUGAAAGACAGCCUACUCCUCCUCUCGAUAUUGAAACGAUCAGUGAAACAUUGAAGACAAAGCAUGUGAAACCAACUGAUAAAAGAAUUGGCUUUUUAGGGUUGGGCAUAAUGGGUCGAGGUAUUGUUAAGAACUUGUUAAAUUCAGGACAUUAUGUAACAGUUUGGAAUCGAACUCCAGGGAAAAUGGAAAGUUUUAUAAGAGCCGGUGCGCAUAGAGGUAUGACUCCAGCAGAUGUUGUUACGGCUUCCGAUAUAACAUUCUGCUGUGUUUCUGAUCCAGAAGCUGCAAAAUCUUUGGUUUUUGGAAAUUGUGGUGUAUUGAAAGCUUUAGAAACCUGCGGUGAUGUUGGAAAAGGAUAUGUGGAAAUGACUUCUAUUGAUCCUGAUACAUCUCGAGAAAUAGCUGAAGCCAUAUCUACUAAUGGAGGCAAGUAUCUUGAAGCUCCAAUCAAUGGUUCAAAGAAACAAGCAGAAGAAGGCACUUUAUUUAUACUUGCUGCUGGUGACAGAUCUUUAUUUGCAGAUUGUGAAACUUGCUUUCAUGCAAUGGGAAAUCAUGCAUAUUAUAUUAGUUGCGAAGUAGGAAAUGGUUCAAAAAUGAACCUUAUUCUUAGCAUGCUUCUCGGAACAUCAUUUGCAGCUCUGUCUGAAGCAAUGGCUUUGAUAGAAAGAUCAAAACUUUCGCAGGAUGACUUUUUGGAGAUUCUUACAUUGGGUAGCUUACAAUGUCCAGCACUGAUAGACAAAGGUCAGGCAAUACUUGUAAGAAAUUUUGCGACUAAUACACCUCUGAAACAUAUGCAGAAAGACUUGAAUUUAGCCCUGGUAAUGGGCCAUGAACUUGAGCAGCCUAUGCCUCUUGCUGCUGCUACAAACGAAGUCUAUAAACAUGCGAAACUUCUCAGAUACUCUGAUCAUGAUGUUUCCUCUGUGUAUAUGGGUUCAAAAUACUGAUAGCAGACUGUUAUUGUGUUGUUAUUUACUAAUGUUUCUCAAGAGCAAAAAAUUUUUGCCUUUUUUGCAAAAUUCGUUGUAACUGUUAACCGAUAAAAAGUGUCAUUUGUAAAUCUUAUUUUAUGAUUCUUGUCCAUUCAGACAUGGAUUGCCGAAUAAUCGCAUUGUGGGACCACUGUGAUGCAUUCAUUCACUGUCGUCAUGUUUUUAAAUCAUUAAACUUUUAUUUCGUGUCCAUCAGUUCUUUUACUAUUUUAAAAUCAUUUUAGAAUACUCAACAAAAUCAGAUGUGUCAAAAAAAUGAAAUAUGUACGUUUCACAACUAUUUGGAAUCUGUGUAUGAAUUAAUAUCCGUAUCAAAUAAAUGGUCAAUUUAUCAUAAAAUAAAUUUCUCUGGGAUU